AGCGGAGAAAGAGAGAUGGGAUCGAGAGGAGCAGGGACGGUGGUGUCGCAGCUGACACGAGCGAGCAGAAUGAGAACGAAAUUGCAGACGGCGUUGGAAGCGAGCGUUUUGGAGAUUGAAGACGUGUCGCAUCAGCACGCUGGCCAUGCCGCCAUGAGAGACAAGGCCAAUGCCAAUGGCGAAACUCACUUCAACCUCAAGGUCGUGUCCUCAAAAUUCGAGGGGCAGAACCUGGUGAAACGACACCGCAUGGUCUACGAUGCCUUGGCUGACGAGCUCCAGUCCGGCCUCCACGCGCUGUCCAUCGUGGCCAAGACUCCCCAAGAGAUUGCCCCCAACCCCAAAUAAUAGGAUUCGAAAUUCCACCUAAUGAAAACUCUCUUGUGGUUAAUCCAAUUGCUGAUUGCUACUUGCUAGUGUUUUAUUUAUGCAGCAGGAUUUAUCAGAUUAUUAUUAUUAUAUAUAUUAUGUAUUUUUUGUUGGUUUUAAAUGUGACAUUGAAAUGCUUGCUUAUAUUUUAGUUAUACAUCCAAUUUGUUUCUUCCAGAA
Messenger RNA from Pyrus x bretschneideri (Chinese white pear), 549 nucleotides. Its product is annotated as sufE-like protein 1, chloroplastic/mitochondrial. Bases 16 to 348 code for a protein of 110 amino acids. The record is from RefSeq and is a predicted model, not a curated record. The transcript has a single exon. NCBI's taxonomy places the organism in Eukaryota, Viridiplantae, Streptophyta, Magnoliopsida, Rosales, Rosaceae.